UCAUAUGAUUGUUCAAUGAAGAAGCACGUCUGAUAGGCGUCGUCUUACUUCUUUCAGCCAGAUUUUAAUUUUCUGGCUCUUUAUCGGUUGUUUUUUGUGUUAGUGGUGUUAAAUAUUAACCAUCAGCCAUGGCGCUCAGCGACGCAGAUGUUCAAAAACAGAUCAAACAUAUGAUGGCCUUCAUCGAACAAGAGGCCAAUGAAAAAGCCGAGGAAAUCGAUGCUAAGGCAGAGGAGGAGUUCAAUAUCGAGAAGGGCCGUCUGGUUCAACAGCAGCGGCUCAAGAUCAUGGAAUACUAUGAGAAGAAAGAAAAACAAGUGGAACUCCAGAAAAAAAUUCAAUCAUCGAACAUGCUGAACCAAGCUCGUCUGAAGGUGCUCAAAGUACGUGAAGACCACGUACGCAACGUACUGGACGACGCCCGCAAGCGCCUGGCUGAGGUGCCCAAUGACACCAAGCUAUACUCAGAUCUUCUUGUCACACUCAUCGUGCAGGCUCUUUUCCAGUUGGUGGAGCCGACGGUGACGCUGCGCGUGCGGCAGGCGGACAAGUCGCUGGUGGAGUCGCUGGUGGGCCGCGCGCAGCAGGACUACAAGAACAAGAUCAAGAAGGACGUCCAGCUCAAGGUGGACUCCGCCAACUUCCUGCCCGCCGACUGCUGCGGCGGCAUCGAGCUCAUCGCUGCCAAGGGCCGUAUAAAGAUCGACAACACCCUGGAGUCGCGCCUGGAGCUGAUCGCCCAGCAGCUACUGCCCGAGAUCCGCACAGCCCUGUUCGGACGCAACCCCAACCGCAAGUUCACAGAUUAAACAUCCCUAUCACUAACAACAUUUCAAAUUUCGUAAUACUGUAGAAAUAUUUGAUAAUAAAGUAAGUGUUUUCGUUUGCCUAAUUAAUUAUAAUGUAAUAAUGCGUACAAUUUAAUCGCUAUUUAGAAUAAUCUUCCCAAAUCGCCGGAAAUACCAUCGUGUCAGCAUCUGGCCUGGCGAGCACAUCUAUAUUUUUAACUCUAACUGUAAGAUAGUUUCGCCUGCUAAAAUAACGUAAACGAAACGUAUUUUAUUAUAACAAUUCAUUCGUGUACCUUCUAUGUAUUAGAGGACGUAGAUCUAGUGUUGGAAACAAUUAAAUAAUUAUAAUGUUACCAUUGAAUAGGCAAAAUAUGCGAUAGUCAACACUGAUAAAAGUAAUGUUACAGUAGUGUUAACAUGUACCGGCGACAGUAUGAACAUUCUCUUACGUGAAAAUGUAUUUAAUCAAAAGUUUGUUGUUUCGCUUCAUGUUGUUCGAUCUAGGGUCACUGUGAGGCUGUAAGGUUGUCCCAAGACAGCAGCACCCCACGCUAUGUCCACUCAAAUGUACAUUUGACUGGGCGCAGUGUGGUGUCAUGGAGUAGCCUUCCGCCGACCAAGCUCCCUAGCUCCAUACUUCCUGGCAAUGUAACUUCCUCGCAAUCGUAUUUAAUCAUAUAACUCUUUAAUUAGGAUACUAUAUAUUAUCCAUUAUGGCACUGUUAAAUUCUUAUGUAAAUAUAUAGAUGUGUUGA
Molecule: messenger RNA, 1546 nt
Organism: Plodia interpunctella (Indianmeal moth)
Lineage: Eukaryota; Metazoa; Arthropoda; Insecta; Lepidoptera; Pyralidae
Gene: Vha26
Product: Vacuolar H[+]-ATPase 26kD subunit
Exons: 5
Coding region: 129-809 (226 amino acids)
Biological process (GO): proton transmembrane transport
Cellular component (GO): proton-transporting two-sector ATPase complex, catalytic domain
Molecular function (GO): proton-transporting ATPase activity, rotational mechanism
Source: RefSeq, a predicted model, not a curated record